This is a messenger RNA of Vanessa tameamea, 910 nucleotides long. It is a transcript of the gene Rab27, whose product is annotated as ras-related protein Rab-27A. Gene Ontology annotation, biological process: neurotransmitter receptor transport to postsynaptic membrane; protein localization to plasma membrane; cilium assembly. Gene Ontology annotation, molecular function: GTPase activity; GTP binding. Lineage: Eukaryota; Metazoa; Arthropoda; Insecta; Lepidoptera; Nymphalidae. Gene Ontology annotation, cellular component: plasma membrane; endosome; dendritic spine. Bases 263 to 904 code for a protein of 213 amino acids. The record is from RefSeq and is a predicted model, not a curated record. The transcript is spliced from 5 exons.
AUUAAUUGUCAACGUCAGAAUUAUCGAUUUUAAGAUUUCAUUAAAAAUAAGUUUUAAACUUCUCUGGAUCUCCGGUAUUUCAAAUUAUAAACAUUACAAUAUAGUAAUGUGUAAUCAAUAAAUCAAAAUGUAUUAUAAGGUAGAUGUUUAAAAUGAUUACUUUUAUAUAGAUAUCUAUUGUGUUGUAUGUUUCCAUGAAGUAGUUAACUACAUAUUGAACCGGCUAUACGAAAAUAUGCUACAAAAAGUUUUCGGUAUCUAAAUGGUCACCAAUAUGGACUACGAUUAUCUAAUAAAACUUCUGUGCGUCGGAGAUUCCGGAGUUGGAAAGACGAGUUUUUUGUAUAAAUACACUGACGGAGUUUUUCACACACAGUUUAUUUCAACAGUUGGGAUUGAUUUCAGAGAAAAAACUGUGAUAUAUCAGCAGAAUACAAGACAACACCGUGUACAUUUACAACUAUGGGACACUGCAGGACAAGAAAGAUUCCGAAGCUUGACAACAGCUUUUUAUCGCGAUGCAAUGGGAUUUUUGCUGCUCUUUGAUUUGACUAAUGAAGCCUCAUUCUUGGAAGUACGGAAUUGGAUAGAACAGCUAAAGACACAUAGUCUCAGUGAUGAUCCAGACAUUGUACUAUGUGGUCAUAAAUGUGACCUGCAAGAGAAACGCUUAGUAAAUCAAAAUCGUGCCAGAGAAUUUGCCAAAAAUUACAAUUUGCCAUACUUGGAAACUAGUGCCAAAACUGGUCAGAAUAUUGACCGUGCUAUUGAGAUUCUUCUUGACAAAAUUAUGUACAGAAUGGAAACAUCAGUGGAAUACGCAAUGCUUUGCGCUUCAGGGCGACGCCGUCAGUCGCUUCAAAGACUCCAAGCCAAGCAGGACAGAAAACUAUGUUCCUGCUAGAACAGU